Molecule: messenger RNA, 1305 nt
Organism: Elgaria multicarinata webbii
Lineage: Eukaryota; Metazoa; Chordata; Lepidosauria; Squamata; Anguidae
Gene: RSPO3
Product: R-spondin 3
Exons: 5
Coding region: 288-1106 (272 amino acids)
Source: RefSeq, a predicted model, not a curated record
UCAGGGCUCCUGCCUUUCCUCGCCAUCCUUCCGAUGAGACUGCCAAGAGGCAACCGUUGGGACAACUUGGAAGUGCAAUAAUUCAUCGCCGUCGUCGUCCUUGUUUUGCUUUUUUUUUCCCUAAAAGAAGAAGACCGGGAGCCAUUUCUCAGAGGCAGGUAUUACUGCUGCUCCCCCUCCCCUUCUUUUCCCCCUCCCCGCUUCUUCUUCUUCCUCUUCUUCUUCUCCUCCUCCUCCUCCUCCUCCUCCCCAAAAGGACAAGAGACGUGAACUUUUACAGGGUUACUAUGCAAUUGCGACUGGUUUCUUGGUUUUUUAUCACUUUGAACUUGAUGGAAUACGUCGGCAGCCAGCAGCAACCUUCCAGAGUCCGGCGACAGGGAAGAACGCAUCGCAAUAUGAGCCAAGCUUGCCAAGGAGGAUGUGCAACAUGUUCAGAAUACAAUGGAUGCAUAUUAUGUAAACCUCGACUCUUUUUUUUUCUGGAGAGGAAUGGCAUGAAACAGAUAGGGCUGUGUCUUUCAUCCUGUCCCAGUGGAUAUUUUGGACAACGAUCCCCAGAAAGAAAUGAGUGUGCAAAAUGUCAACCUGACUGUGAAGCCUGCUUCAAUCAAAAUUUCUGCACAAAGUGUAAAAAUGGGUUUUACUUACGCAUUGGAAAGUGCCUUGAAAACUGCCCUGAUUGGCUGGAACCCAACAAUAACACUAUGGAGUGCAGUGAUAUUGUGCAUUGCAAAGUUAAUGAAUGGAGCCCAUGGAGUCUUUGCACAAAAAAGGGGAAAUCAUGUGGUUUCAAAAGGGGGAAUGAAACAAGGUCCAGAGAAAUCCUACAGCUUCCUUCUACAAAGGGCAAACUAUGCCCACAUACAAAUGAGACAAGAAAAUGUGUUGUACGAAAAACGAAGUGUCCAAGAGAAAAAGGACCAAGGAAGGAAAGAAGAAAAAAUCCAAAAAGAGGAGAAAGCAAGGAAACAAGUCAGGAAAACAGAGGCCAAGAAUCCAGAAGGCAAAACCAAGAACGAGAAAACAAAAGUAAAACGCAACAGAAGAAAAGAAGAGCACAGGAUAAACAGCAGAAACCAGUAUCCAUCAGCACUGCACACUAAUCACCUAACACCACUGUUUAAGACUUUUGCUGCUGCUAUCUCCACCAGAUUCCUGGGGUUAGUGCUCCCCAAUUAUGCCACAAAUGGACAAUAUUACCAUUUAUACUCAAAUCUUAAACAACAUUCCAAAUAAUUGCUAUUAUAUUGUUCAUGCAGUCAUAGUUUAUGCAAGAGACUGACGUGAGCCAAGAUUUUUUUU